Molecule: messenger RNA, 903 nt
Organism: Ornithorhynchus anatinus (platypus)
Lineage: Eukaryota; Metazoa; Chordata; Mammalia; Monotremata; Ornithorhynchidae
Product: vomeronasal 1 receptor ornAnaV1R3198
Exons: 1
Coding region: 1-903 (300 amino acids)
Biological process (GO): G protein-coupled receptor signaling pathway
Cellular component (GO): membrane
Molecular function (GO): pheromone receptor activity
Source: RefSeq, marked inferred
AUGCAGGAAAGUGACUUUGUCUUUGGUAUUUUCUUCCUCAAUCAGUCAGUCUUUGGGUUCCUAGGAAACUCAAUAAUGUUUGCAGUGUACAUGAGCAUUUUCAUCUCUCAACCCCAGAAGAAGAAACCCACAGACCUGAUCCUCACUCACCUGACCAUGGCCAACAUAGUGACCCUUCUCACCCGUGGGAUCCCAGAGACGAUGGUGGCCUUCGGGAUGAGGGACAUUCUAAACGAUGUUGGGUGUCAGAGUCUCAUGUACAUCAACCGUGUGUCCCGUGGCCUUUCCAUCUGCACCACGUGUCUUCUUAGCAUGUUCCAGGCUGUCACCAUCAGUCCCAGCACCUCCCGUUGGGCCCAGUUCAAAACCAGAGCCUCUAACUGUAUUGUCCCUUCCUUCCUCUUCUUCUGGAUCCUCAACAUGCUGAUCUACAUCAGAUUGAUUACAUGCAAUCGAGCCAUCAGAAAUAUCAACAUUUCAGAAGAAGUAUACGUUUCAAAAUUAUGUUACACUGUCCCUGAUGGCAAUGUUAUUCACUCAGUUACCUUUCUUAUUGCCAUCACCAUCCGAGAUCUCUUCUUUGUGCUCCUCAUGAGCUGGGCCAGUGGCUACAUGGUGAUUGUGCUCUACCGACACCGCAGACAAGUUCAACACAUCCACAGCACCAGCCACUUCCCAAAGUCCUCUGCAGAAAACAGAGCCACGAAGACCAUCCUGCUCCUGGUCACCUGCUUUGCUUGUUUUUACUGGAUAAACACCUUUGUUACCUUGAAUUUGGUGUUUGCAGUUGAAAAAGACCCUCAGCUGGAGAGCAUCUCUGUUUUUCUCUCAGGCUGCUAUCCCGCCCUUUGCCCCCUUGUACUGAUCAGCAAUGAUCUUCAUAUGUGUCACAGAGAAGGUUAG